AUGCAGCCCACCUCGAAGGAGGUCAAAGUGAGGUACUGGACAUGCAAGCUGUGCGAGUACAGCAAAAACACGGAGGACAUGACUGAAUGCAAGAACUGUGGCCGUCCACGUGGCUACAAUCCAGAAAGGUACCAGCAGCGAUUGAAGGAGAUUCGCACAUGGACGGAGGAGGACGAGCCAGAAGAAGAGGGCGGAAUCGUGGAGUAUUGCGGCCUCAUCGUAGGUCUGUUCAUCCUUCUCCUUAUCAUAGCCAUCCUGGUCUGGGCAUACUACCAGGAUCAGAAGGAUCCUGGCUUGAUGCAGAGACCUUCAACUGUCGCAGAGGUUGUUCCCUCUCACUGCAUGAAGUGGCGAAGCCUCGUGCAGAACAAGGGCCAGAAGAGCCAACGCGCUUUGAUCACGAACUUGAUUGACUUGGCCAACCUGUCUGCAGCAGUUUCCUCCGAGUCCUUCGAUCGCUGUAGGUGGUCCAUUGCUGCUGGCUUAGUCAUGAGUCGGGCAUUCUUGUCGGGGGUGAGGAUCCUGGAAAUCCAGGAAAUUUGCGUGGCACUUGGCAAUCGCUUGAUGCCCACAGCAGGGCCUGCUGUUCCACUUCGGCCUAUGGAGCUGAGGGAGCUUAGCACAGAGGUCCCACGGGAGCCUUCCUGGCCUUCGGAUGGGCCUUCGUCAUGGAAGCAAGCGGAGGCCUCCACGCCGACCUCCGUCUCCUCAGGAGCUCAGGCAGCUGCUGGUGAAAGCCACACGUCCGGCACUGCACAGGGCUCCCGAUCAGACAACCCGGCAUGGGAAGCUUCGCCGAGCUCCAAGGUGGAGGCGGUUGAGGUGCCUGAACCUGACAACAAACACAAGUGCACGCCCAAGAAUCCGUUCUGGGUGCAGCCCGAGGUCAUUCAAAAGAAGCCGAGUUCUCGCAGGAGCCGCCUGGGCCACCACCAAGAAGGUUGCGAUGGCCUGAACCACUACCUUUCUGGAGCGGCACCGCUGCGGUGUCUCAGUGAUGUUGUCGAUGCCGGUGAUCGAAAUCACGAGAUCGAAAUUGCGGAGGAAGAGCUGACGACGGUGCAUAUAAGCAGCUGGGAGCAGCGCCUGGACUGGAGAAGCUUUCUCAGCGAGGCUGUGGCUUCAAGCCUGGCUCGACAAGCCUUCAUGAAUUUCGAUGUCGAGGCGGAGCCUCCGGCAUAUGCAAGACCACCUCCGUCCUCCAAAGAGAGUUCGAAGCAACAGACCGGCAACCGGUGCGUUGCACCUGAUGGCUCGGGAUGGAUGCCCAGCUGA
Symbiodinium sp. CCMP2456 is the source of this 1275-nucleotide messenger RNA. Lineage: Eukaryota; Dinophyceae; Suessiales; Symbiodiniaceae. The record is from the annotation of a GenBank genome assembly.